AUGGACUCGUCGGAGCUCUCUUUAGACCGCAUACAGGAGUAUCUCGCCGACCUUGGCUAUCAAGGAGUUCCAGAGGAAACUCUUCUGCAGCUGAAGGGCGAGUUGCUGCGUCGUAUGGCCAGUGGAAUGAGAGACACAGAACAAGACUACGAAGACGAUCACGAGGAAGCCCCCAUUAGACACCGCCGUAGAAAGCAGCGCAGACAUAGUCCCGAGGCUGAGGAGGAUUCGCCUCAGGACGAGUUGCACCCGCAGCCUUUAACUCACGAUAGAGGUUACGUGUCUGCGCACAUGCCGGAGCAGCCACGGACGGCUCCUGCUCCUCAACGAAAAAUGCACCGGCAAGAUAUAAAUGAAUAUGAUGAGUACUACGACCCUCACGAGGAUAGUAAGCCAUCAAGUGGAUACUACAAGCAGAGGCCAGUCAGUGGAGACUCUUACAGCAAUAUGCGCCUCUCCCGCAAAACCAACUCUGCACGACCCAUGGGCCAGAGUAGCGGAUAUGGCCAACCGUUUUAUCGACAGAGCACACAAAUGUCACAAAGGUACCGAUCGGAUGGGACGGACCCUUAUGAUCCUGCCGCCAAGUCUGCCAUGUUUAACUCUGGCACUAGUAAGUAUACACUCAAGGAGAAGAAGCUCAGAAAGUCUGAUCCUGUGAGCAACUGGGCUAGAUACACAGAUAUGUGGGACGUGCAGGGAGGCCUCGAUGACGUCAGAAAGCGGGAAACGCGACCGAAGUACAUGAACAGUGCGUCCAUUAGAAGUGCAGUAUAUAGGCCAGCCUAUGACUAG
Giardia duodenalis is the source of this 795-nucleotide messenger RNA. RefSeq lists its product as uncharacterized. Bases 1 to 795 code for a protein of 264 amino acids. Lineage: Eukaryota; Fornicata; Diplomonadida; Hexamitidae. The transcript has a single exon. The record is from RefSeq and is a predicted model, not a curated record.